Messenger RNA from Xenopus laevis (African clawed frog), 1424 nucleotides. RefSeq names its product transformer 2 beta homolog S homeolog (gene tra2b.S). The record is from RefSeq and is marked provisional. Lineage: Eukaryota; Metazoa; Chordata; Amphibia; Anura; Pipidae. Gene Ontology annotation, molecular function: nucleic acid binding; RNA binding. Gene Ontology annotation, cellular component: nucleus.
CGCUUUGCUAAACCUGGACGACAAGAUGAGUGAUAGCGGAGAGCAAAAUUAUGUCGAUCGGGAAUCAAGAUCUGCGUCACGGAGUGGAAGUGCACGACAGUCUGGCAAGUCUGCAAGUCCGUCCCCGAAUCGCUCAGCUGCCCGAUCUCGUUCAAAAGAGGGAUCCAGACGUUCCAAAUCAAAAUCCCGAUCCAGAUCUCAUUCAAGGUCUAGAUCAAGAAGAGGUUCUCGAAGACAUUAUACAAGGUCACGCACUCGCUCUAGGUCUCGGAAAAGAUCAAGGAGCCGGUCACACAGUAGAGAAUAUAGAAGGCGUCACAGCCAUAGUCACUCUCCUAUGUCUUCUCGGCGAAGGCAUAUUGGAAACCGGGCAAAUCCAGAUCCUAACUGCUGUUUGGGAGUAUUUGGUUUGAGUCUAUAUACUACAGAACGUGAUCUGAGAGAAGUCUUUUCUAAAUACGGUCCACUUAGUGACGUUUCCAUAGUGUAUGACCAGCAGUCAAGACGUUCAAGAGGAUUCUCUUUUGUAUAUUUUGAAAAUGUUGAUGAUGCGAAAGAGGCAAAAGAACGUGCUAAUGGCAUGGAACUUGAUGGACGACGGCUACGUGUUGAUUUCUCAAUAACAAAACGGCCCCAUACACCUACACCAGGAAUCUACAUGGGAAGACCAACAUAUGGCAGUUCACGGCGCAGAGAUUCUUACGAUCGGGGAUACGACCGAGGGGGAUAUGACGACAGAGACUACUACAGCAGAUCCUACAGAGGGGGAGGAGGUGGUGGUGGAGGAGGAGGAGGAGGAGGAUGGCGUGGAGGACAAGACAGAGACCAGUUUUCUAGGAGGAGGUCUCCUUCUCCAUAUUAUAGCCGCGGUGGCUACAGAUCUCGCUCUAGAUCACGUUCAUACUCUCCACGUCGCUAUUGAAAGCUGGUGACUUGAUCCCUUCUAUGACAUGUUUUGGUAAACUACAAACUUGUAGGCUUUUUGUGCCGCCAUGAAGAUAUAAUUGCAUGUGUUUUUAUAGUCUGACUUGUGACUGCUACAAAUGUUUCUGUAGUUGCAGCAAUUUCUGUCAUUUUGCCUCCUUUUCACCCUCAAUAUCUGAGUUCAAGCAAAAAUAAAGCAAACUUUGAUUUUUUUUUUUUUUUUUUGUUUUUAUUCUUCCACAUUAUAUGAGCACUGAAUCUCUUCAUGCACGUAUCUAUGUAAAAGCAUUUUAGAAGCAGAGAUUGUUUAAAUGUGCUUUGGACUUAUGGCCCCAGUGACUUCAAUAUUCUAUUUUUAUAGCGUGAGGCUUAAUUAGCAGUUGGCCUCCUGCAGGUUUAUUUGCCUUCCUCUCAUCUGUUCCCCUUUUAUUAUGAUUAAUGUGGCUAAAAUGAACAUACCUAUUAGUAAAACUGCAUAUUAAAUGAUGUUUUAAGUACAA